Messenger RNA from Sebastes umbrosus (honeycomb rockfish), 1247 nucleotides. RefSeq names its product zinc finger BED domain-containing protein 4-like. The coding region runs from base 10 to 1227 and encodes 405 amino acids. Lineage: Eukaryota; Metazoa; Chordata; Actinopteri; Perciformes; Sebastidae. The transcript is spliced from 2 exons. The record is from RefSeq and is a predicted model, not a curated record. Gene Ontology annotation, molecular function: protein dimerization activity.
GCCUCCCUCAUGGAGGUAUGGGGAACCACAAAUAAGGUAACAUGUCUAGUUACUGAUGGUGCAGCUAACAUGAUUGCCUGUGGCACGGAACUGAGGCUCCGCCACACUAUCUGCAUAGCUCACACACUGAACCUGAUAGUAAAAAAGGCUCUUGAACUGACCCCCGUGUUCUCUGACAUCCGGACCAAGGCGAGGAAGCUGGUUGGAUACUUCAGAAGUAGCACCACUGCUAAGGAGAAGCUUGCACAGGUGCAACACGAUAUGGGGAGGCCAAAACUGAAGCUUCUGCAAGAAGUUGAAACCCGAUGGAACAACACCUUCCACAUGCUGCACCGUCUGGUGGACCUCAGAGAGCCAGUGGGGGCAGCUUUAGCCGGUCUACAAACCGACAUCCCCUCACUGACCUCAGAGGAGUACAACACUGUCAGUGGGUGCCUGUCAUUGCUGUCAUCAUUUAAUGAUGCCACUGUGGAGCUGUCAGCAGAGGAAAAUGUUUCCGGAUCGAAGGUGGUUCCACUGCUGAAAAUGUUGGAGCAGAUGCUGCAGGAAGACAUUACAAACACGGCAGCUGCAGUGGCGAGGGAAAUGGGAGACCACCUCAUAAGGCAGCUGAGGGAGAGGCUACACACAUUUCAAUCUAUGAGCAUCAUGUCACUGGCAACCUUACUUCACCCAAGGUUUAAGGUAAUAGGGUUUUUCAGCUCAACCAAAGCCACAGAGGCUAUAAAAAGGCUAACAUCUGAGUGUGCAGCCGUUAUUAGGUCUGCUCAAACCCCGGAGUCAGAUCAGCCAUCAACAUCACAGGAUGCUCAACCUGCAGCCCGAGGUAGUUUUUAUUUGGUUUUGAGGUCAAUAUUUAUUAUUACUACACUCACUAACAUGGUCUGUGUGUACUUCUCAGGUAACAAACUGUGGCGUCACUUGGAUGAGAGUGUCAUGCAUGCCAGGAGAAUCCAGAGUGUGACGGCAGAUGCCACUGUGGAGGGCCAGCGGUUCCUGUCGGAACCAAACAUCGGACGAAUGGAGGACCCUCUCUUGUACUGGGAAGGACAAAAAUGUAUCUACCCAAAUUUAUAUAAACUUGCUGUUGGAUUUCUGUGCACCCCAGCCUCAUCAGUACCAUGUGAAAGAGUCUUCUCAAAGGAGGGAGAAGUUGUAUCGAAAAAAAGAAAUCGCCUCAGCCCGAACACGGUUGAGAAGCUUCUGUUCCUAAAUAAAAAUGAAUAAAGUCUCCCCUGUACUGUACA